Molecule: messenger RNA, 3285 nt
Organism: Oreochromis aureus
Lineage: Eukaryota; Metazoa; Chordata; Actinopteri; Cichliformes; Cichlidae
Product: docking protein 3-like
Exons: 8
Coding region: 1459-2670 (403 amino acids)
Biological process (GO): positive regulation of MAPK cascade; cell surface receptor protein tyrosine kinase signaling pathway
Cellular component (GO): cytoplasm
Source: RefSeq, a predicted model, not a curated record
ACAAGCCAAGCACACUUCAACCAAACUGAGGUUAAACAUUGACUCAAGCAUUGAUUCAGUGUCCAAAGUCCAGCAAGUUUUGCUGUUUGUCUUGCAGGUGUGUGCACACAGGAAUGUUUGAGGUUGCACAGGUUAAAUGUUUGCUUUGAGCGCUGACUUUUGCUCACAAAUACACAAAUGGAGUAAAAAUAAGUGAGUGCAUUUUUGUAUGAAGUUCCUAUGCACUCAGUGUGUUUGAACUCCAGAAGGAAACUCAGUAUUUCACAGCAGGAAUAAAGCUACACCAACAGGAAAUUAUUUAUCUGGAGUUCUCUCCUGCUUCUUCCCUACUCACUCAACCUGGAUCUCUCCACGUUAGCCUGAGUUUAGAGAAAGUCUGCAGGGUUGUUGUCGUCUGCAUAGAGGCCUCAAAGACAGAGGGACGGCAUCACUGCUGAAAAAAUACACCUGGCUUUAACUGCUUUAGCAUCCCAUAGUUCACUCCAGGAAAAUCAUGGGAAACAUCCAUGUGCCAUCCAUCCAGCGAGCCGCAAAGCGCCUCCACCUUCCAGAGGUUCUGCUAACAACAGACAUGCUGUGUUGCCAGCUUCAGUGGCCUGAGGAUUUCAGCUUUGCUGUUUGCAGAUGAUGAGGUUCUUUGCAUCAUGAGCGCAGAGUGCAGGAAAGAGAAGCAGCAGCUCCAAGGCCAAGGCCAUGGUCCUCAGCUGGAAAUGGGUGGUGUACCCGCUGUGAUCCAGGAUGAGUCGCUGCCUCGAGGUCUUGUUCACAGGUGAAAGGCAGAGCUUGGAGUACAGCUGCUACUCCUCCACAUCGAAAGAAGAUGGUGGUGGAUACUAGGAUGCCCUCUGGGAUACCGGGAGGAAGCUUGGAGGCAGACCCUGGACUGACUGAGGGGUUAUAUCUCAGCUGGCUUGGGAAUGCUUGGAGUCCCACCGGAUUGGCUGGAAGAGGUGGAUGAAGGGGGGUGGUCUGGGUGCCCCCAUGACCCAAAGCUGGAUGGAUGGACGGAUUCAUAGCAAAAUGUAUCUAUAAAAGAUGAAUGUAGCUCUGAUCUGAAAAGCGGCGUAAACCUUCAUUCUUUGCCAGAAGGGGGCGACUUCUCUGACUGCAAAAAUGAUUUUGAUUACAGGAAACCAGCUUCACAGUAAACCUUCCUGAUGACUUUAUCAUGUCUGUCACUGGUCUCAGACCUUAGUGGAUAAAACAGGAUGUUUAUCCUUUAAAUUAUGAGUCAGAUCAACAAGAGUCUGCAGGCUAACGCAGGUCGAGCUUGUGGCUCGCAGGUCUGCAUGAGAGCCCAUCGUUCAGAUCCUCGGUAAAUCUUGUAUUUACCGACUGCACUCAGGGGGUGAUCUCGCCACUGGGGUCAGAAAACACGGGGACCGGAGGGUGAAGGUGGUCCGACUGUCCGAGCUGAUCAGCGUCCUCAGACUCCCCCCGAACGCUGAGGCCUGCCCCAUGGAGAACAUGUGGGCGUUCUGCGUGGAGACUCAGGACAGGACGAUGGUGUUCGCCGCACUCAGAGACGACUGUGCCGACUGGGUGGACAAACUGUGCCAAAGCACGUUUCAGAAAGGAGGCCGUCCACGCUUGAAUCAGCCCCAAAUGGAGGAGAACCAGAUAUACGUCUCAGUAGAAGAAGCCUCUGAAUUCUGGGUGGCGAUUCAGAGGACAGAGGCAGCGACCCGCUGCGGCCUGCAGGGGGCGUACUGGCUGCAGGUGGGGCGGGAGGCACUGCUUCUGAAAGAAACCCAGAAGAAGAACGUUGUUCACGAGUGGCCGUACGAACUCCUGAGACGAUACGGGAAUGAUAAGCUGACCCUAACCAUCGAAGCGGGGCGGCGCUGCGACUCCGGUCCUGGAGUGUUCAUCUUUGAGACGCCGCAGGCCGAGAAGAUAUUCACCCUGAUUCAGAGCACCAUCAAACUGAAGACUUCAUCAACCAACCAAAACCCAGAGGGAGAGAAGGUUGUGGUAACCAACAUACAGGCUCAUUCGCCCCUCCCCAAAGUCCCCGAUAUGACCAACAUAGCCGCCAUCCUGGAGAACAAACUGAGGACAGAGGAGAGCAAAGAAGAGAGCGCACAUGCGCGAGAAGAUCAGCCGCCUCCUAUCACCCUCAUGCCACUCCCACUGGUCCCUAUGUCUGAUGGCUCCUCUGCAGGUAACCAUGGAGACCAGUCAGAGGCCAUAUACGCUAAUCCGAGUGACUGCAUCCGACCGGUGAUGAAAACCCCGCCUGUCAGAUCCACGUAUAUCGACCCUGCGAGCGUUCUCCCUCUCAAACCCCCAUGUGCCGCUCCGCAUCCCCCCCCUCGUGCCGACGACCCGGAUUCGGUCUACUCGGAGGUGUACGACAAGAUCAGCCCUCACCAGAACAAAGACAACGUCCUCCAGAAAAAAGAAGAAAUGAAGGUUUCUGCAGAGGGUGAUCCCGUCUACGCCCAACCCAGCAGCCGGAGCAAAGUGUCUCUGAAAAGUGAAGCCAAGGCCGACCCCUUUGCUCAUCUUUACGCUCAUGUCUGUAAGAAAGCACCAUCGUCUAGCCCCUCGUCAUCCAAUGAGAGCACCCCUUCCUCCUCCUCGUCUCCUAUCGCCAACACGAGCACAACAAAAGCCACGGAUUGUUCGCUUGAUGAUGUAAUCUAUGAAAACCUGGGCAUCAUUUAACUGUGGUGUUUAGAAGACAUCUGAAACAAUCAAUGACAUUCUUCAUAGUAAAAUUGUUUGAAAAAUCUGUUAAACUUGGCCGUGUUACCGCAGCAGAUAUGUUGUAGGCUAACCACAGACUGUAGAACUUUGGGACUGGACGUCAGAGGAACUGCUGGUUUUGUAAGGUCAGGGAUCAGAUGGCCUCACUUUUCAGCUUCGCUCUGUUUGAGAAACUUCUUGCUCGCUUCCUAAAAUAUGAAUAUUUAAUCAUUAAGACAGGUAAAUAAAUAAACCUGCAUGAAUGUGCUUUAUGUUAAUGCAUCUGUUUAUCUGCAUAUUUAUAAGUUUAGCACUCCUGUGUUGCAUAUUCAUACUCUGACUGAUAUUUCCACAAACACUAUAGUAUUAUUUUACAUAUAAAACUGUAAACAUGCUUGUUUGGUUAAGAUGAACAAAUGUAUGUAUGUCCCAGACUCAUGUUACAUACAUGGGUCCUACUAUGUUUCUGUGUAAAUAUAGGAGAUAUAACAGGUAUCGCCAUCAUCUGUUACUGUAAGUGUUAUUGUGUUUUAUUCUAAUAUUGUGCUUUAAAUAAAACAAAUAUGUUACAUUUUUGUUCCACUGAAUGAAUCC